AUGGAAAUCCGCUUCGAACGCAACCCCGAACAUGGAUGCAACGAACAAGACUCCGGCGAAGAGGACGAAGCCGAAGCCGAAGCCGAAGCCGAAUUUUGCUCCGAAUCGACGGCUCUGAACCCUCGCCCAGACUCGUACCCGCCCUCCAAGAUAUUGUCCUUGCGCACCGACUACGACCUCGAAGAAGCGAACAGUCGUCAUCAUAUAUUAUCAAUCGCCUUCGAACAAGCUCGACUGGCCUGGUCCUGCGCGGGCCUGUGGCUUUGACCCUGACCCUCCUCUUGCUUUGGUGGCUGCUUUCGCCAAGCCUUGAACGUGCAGCACUCGAUUUCUUCUCCGCUCCUCCACCACUACAUCCGCCGCGAGAGGUCAUCCUCGACCUCCUGGAUCCGUAUUUGUACGUCAAAGCGGGUGGUGCGAGCCUCUUGGAUCAAAACCACGUCGAAUGGGGUGAGUUGACCAGUGAAUGGUAGAACACUGCCCCGACCUCAGUGGAAUCGCUCACGCACCCGCGAUCCCCACCUUUGAUAGGUCCGUAUAGCUUGAUCGUGCCCGAAGGAACAAAGUGAACCGUCAAAGCCGGUCACGUCUUUCCCGUCGUGGUCCAAUGCGACGCCGACGUCGUCGGGAAGCCCGCCUGUGCGCCCCAAUACAUCAUCUACCUCCGUGGCCCCGUCGCCGAAGCCGUGUCUUCGAUCCCGAGCCUGUACCAACACGACUCUGCACGCGGAAGGACCCAAAUCAACGUCACCGUAACCCAAGCCGGCGUGUAUGAUCUAUGGAUUCUACCCGAGGCGGUCAGGGGCGAUCCGAACCACCCUUCGUGCCCGGACGAGAAUCGGCACUGGUACGUCCAGGGGAGCGGGCAGACGACUCUGCAGGUCUUGCCCUCCGUCGAUUCGACGGUUUUGGACGAGAUGAAGGAAUGCGAUGCCGCAGAUUAUGAAGGUCCGGUACCGGGGAGAUGGGUCAGUUUGAGACAUGUCCGAGAGGAGUAUCAAGGGACCGCGUGGGCGCGCAGUCAUCUGCGUAAGCAAUUUGAGCACAUGGCAGCUACUUGUUACUCGAGUCAAGCUUCUUUCCUCCAGCUAGCUCCUCGGUACAUUCCUUGUCACAGUUGCCCUCAACACCUCGCUAGCGGAUUACGUCUAUGCGCCGUACCGGUGCAAGAGGAAAGCACUCGACGUGGCGGCGUCGGUCGAAGCGCUCUCUUCGGUACGGCACGUCGCUUAUGUUGGCGACUCGAUCCUGCGCACCUCCUUCUGCGGUCAUCUCUACCCUUCUCUUCACAACCGAUCAUUCGGUGGCGGCUGUACGCCCGACGACCCCAAGAGCUCGAGGCACACAGCGAAAACCUUUGAACACGUCCUUGCAGCGCCCAAUGGGAAUCGAACGAGCGUCAAAGCUUUCUCACCGGCGACACGUCGACAUGGCCCGAAGUGCUCGAAGAUCUUGGUGCGGACGUACCUGUGACACACCUCGUGCUCAACGUCGGGAUGUUGUUCGUCACCUGGUCCGAAGCGGGCUACAUGGACCGUGUCACCGAUGCGCUCCGUCUCGUCACGUCGAUGCUCCACACCUCGAAUUCGUCGGUUCCGCUGCGCAUUAUUUGGCCUUCGACGCCGUCCGUCAGCCCCGGGGUUAAUUGCUUCCAGGCAUACAAGAGAGUGACUUUGAAGGAUCAUGGAAUCUUGGCGCAGCGCGUCUUGAAGGAUUUCAAAGAGGCGAAGCCGAAGUUUCGUGUCGAUUUCGUCGAUUACUUCAGUUUGACGGAUACGAGACCCGAGACCUCGACGGAUGGAAGGUGAGCUGAACGUUCCCCCGAACAUGCCCCGAGGAAGUCUUGAAUGAUCAACAUUGUCUUCAUGCUGCUCAGACACUGGCCGAUGGAAAGUGAUUUCGAAACGGUGACCAACUUGAUGCGACCGCUGGUCAAGUCGGCAGAUGAUGCCAUGUUGGAAUGGGCAUGGGAUGUAUGGAGGGUCAGGGACCAAGAGGAAAGGGAGGUUUGA
Messenger RNA from Microbotryum saponariae, 2012 nucleotides. The record is from the annotation of a GenBank genome assembly. Lineage: Eukaryota; Fungi; Basidiomycota; Microbotryomycetes; Microbotryales; Microbotryaceae.